AUGCCCACCACAGCGCCCGUUCCCGACAAACCGAGACAGAGUGCCGCCAGCAAAUCUUUCUUCGGCAGAAAAUUGUACAAGGACAGGCAAGCCGAUGACCGCUCCGACGGAUAUGCGGCCUCGAUAAAUGCAGAGACACAGUCGAUCUCUGGCAGUCUAACUGGUUCACGCAGUUCGCGCUAUUCAGCGAGAGGCUCUAUCGGUUCGUUCGACGCCGACGAAACCAAUGCUGUGGCCGCCGCCGCACUCAGUUCGAACGCCGGCAUAAUCACUUCCAUCCCCUUUGAUAGCAUGCCCUCGGAUGCAAGAACUCCUAUAUCUGUCGACUAUCUCCCUAAGCAAGACUCAAGCGCUCAUCGAGAACCAUCCCCAAACCAUCUCGGCAGAUCCGGCGCCGACUUUCAUCAAUAUCCAGCCUGGGAUUCGAAAUCUACAGCAUCGCAUAAUUCUAUUGCUGCCCAGAUCAACGGUCCUCGGCCGCCUCCGCACGCAUCGAAUUUAACAAUGACGAGCAGUUCUACAGGGGAUCGCGGCACAAGGUAUCAACAAUGGGGGAGACCAGGUAGCUCCGCAGCGAAUACUGGCUUCGGUUACGCUUCUGGCGACUCAUCAUCCAACUCGAGAACUUCACUCGAUCAGACCAGCAUUCACUCUUCCCAGUCUUCGUCUGCCACACGAGCAUCGUACUUUUCCGAUAGCAAUUCCUCCCGCACUCUCACUACCUCCUAUUCCGGCGGCGAGCGAAACACCACAUAUCCAAGCGGUUCCGGCUCGGGCCGCUAUUCGAAUACUCAGGGAUCAUGGCCAACAUCUCAGCAGCCUUCUUCACACGUUCCACCUUCGCCAUCAAUCACAGCUAUUGCACCGGGCGAGUAUUUAUCGCGGCCAAAAGAUGAUCGGAUGGUCGAUCAGCUGUUUUUGGAGUUGAUGCAGAAGCGGGGCUGGCAAAAUUUGCCAGAGCAAGCCAAAAGACAGAUGCUCGCAUAUCCCGCUUCCAAAAAAUGGACUCUCGUACAUCAAGAUCGAUUGACCGAGCUCCAGGGUGAACAGAAACGUCGCCAUAACUCCCGGUUGACACAUGGCUAUGAUAUCAGCCCCCAUAAUGUCAUCGGCCGAGCCGAUGAAGAGGGGAGUCCCGAGUGGUAUGUGAAAAAGGUUAUGGAUGAUACAAUUACGUCGAAGCAACUGGCAAGUUUGAGUGUCAGUCUGCGAACACAACCUAUUAGUUGGGUCAAAGCCUUUGUUGAGGCACAAGGUCAGGUUGCCCUGACAAAUGUGUUGAUGAAAAUAAAUCGUCGCAAGACAGGAGGCCCCGGCCCCGUAGUAUCGUCUGCCGACAAGGAUCUCGAACGUGAAUACGAUAUCGCGAAAUGUUUGAAAGCGUUGAUGAACAACAAGUAUGGCGCCGACGAUGCUCUUGCUCAUCAGCAAGUCCUUGUUGCUCUGGUCAGCUCGCUGCUAUCACCUCGAUUACAAACACGGAGGCUGGUCAGUGAAGUUCUCACCUUCUUGUGUCAUUGGGCGGAUGGCCAAGGCCAUCAGAGAGUGUUACAGGCGAUGGACCAUGUCAAAAACCAACAAGGGGAAACCGGCCGGUUUGAUGCCUGGAUGCGCAUUGUCGAGGUCACGAUCGACGGCCGUGGCAAGAUGGGCAGUCUUGUCGGUGCGAGCGAGGAGUAUCGCAGCGGAGGUGUAGGCAUGGAGAACCAACUGAUGGAAUAUGCUGUCGCGACGAUGUUUUUGAUCAAUAUGCUCGUGGAUGCGGCCCAAGACGAUUUGCAAUUACGAUGUCACAUUCGCGCCCAGUUUAUAUCUACUGGAAUCAAGCGCUUGCUGACGAAGAUGGAAGGAUUUCAAUAUGAGGUUAUUGACAAGCAGGUUGAACGUUUCCGGGAAAAUGAGGCUAUCGACUACGAAGAUCUCUUGCAGCGCGAGGGCAGCAGCGUCAAGGAUAGCAUGGAGGGGGAGGUGAAAGAUAUGAGCGAUCCGCUUCAGAUCACAGAUGCCAUCAGCACGAAGCUAAGUGGUACUCGGGCCGCAGAUUACUUCCUUUCUGCAAUGCAGCAUAUGCUUCUUAUCAGAGAGAACUCCGGAGAAGAUGGAUUGCGUAUGUUUCAACUGGUUGAAGCAAUGUUGAGCUAUGUUGCUAUGGAUCGUAGGCUGCCGGACCUAGACCUCCGUCAAGGUUUGACAUUUACGGUUCAGAAUCUGUUGGAUAAAUUGCAUACAGACGCCGAGGCUAGGCAUGCCUAUGAUGAAUCGUUGGAAGCACGCCAAGUCGCAGAAGCAGCCAUUGCCGAACGUGAUGAAAUGAAAGCGCAAAUCGAACUUGGAGCUGAUGGAUUAGUCAAGAAAUUGCAAAAACAGAUCGAGGAGCAGACCAGUGUUCUUGAAUUGCAACGUCGUCAAAACGAGUCUCUCAAAUCCGAGCUUAACGAUGUUCAUCGUCUUCGAGCACAGGAACUACAGAGGAAUGAGUUGGAGACGCGAGAGUUGUAUCUCAUGCUUCGAGAUGCACAGGACAUCGCUGCUUCCAAUGCAAAGAAACAAGCCGAGAUGAAAUUGGGAGAGACUGAUCCAUCUCAGAUGAGGGGUAUUCUAGACCGCGAAAGGUUGCUUGAGAGACUUGAACGCCAGCUUGAGCGAACAAAGACCCAAUUCAAGCUUGAGGGCAAGGUCUGGAACCAAGAUGGUCCAUCGGAUCGUCUGCGUGAGCUUCGGGAACAGAUGGACGGUACUGGUGUCCAAGAAGAAGAAUUCGAAAAGAAGACUCGCCAAACCCUAACCAACAGCACAUUCGGAUCAGUCACACGCAAGAAGGUUCCUUCGGCCGACCAUGAGAAACAACAACACCUACCCGAAGUGACCGAAACUGAAGAAGAGCAAACCACAGAAAAAGUCACGCUUGAGGGAUAUGGACGUCCGCGCAUGGACCCAGCGCAGGCCACCGGGCUAUUGGGAGAAAUUGCCGCUAAGGUUCGCAAGUAUGAUUCAGAUGAGGAAGCCGAAGGCUUACCGGCUGAAGAAGAGAAACCUCAGGCUCCUGAAGAAAAGCCUGAAGUCGUGGAAGAAGUCAAAGAAGAAGCCCCUACUGCUAUACCACCACCCCCUCCGCCACCACCACCGCCGCCGCCGCCGCCUCCAUCAUUGUCUGCUGGUGCUAUUCCUCCUCCUCCCCCUCCACCACCCCCUCCUCCAGGAAUCAAUGGAAGCAUACCGCCUCCUCCGCCUCCUCCGCCUCCUUCAUUGUCAGCUGGUGGUAUCCCACCUCCACCACCUCCUCCCCCUCCUCCAGGAUUCAGCGGAAUGGUACCUCCGCCUCCGCCUCCUCCUAUGGGCCCUGGUAUUCCACCACCGCCUCCUGGUCCUCCGGGUGCUCCUAUAGCCGGCGCAUGGCGAGCCAAUUAUAUGUCAGCGCAAAACCAAUCUUAUGCACCAGCAGUUUCCAUGCCUUCAAUCAGGCCUAAGAAGAAGCUCAAGGCUCUCCAUUGGGAUAAGAUUGAUACUCCUCAAGUCACAGUAUGGGCUAGCCAUGCCCCAACGAAUGAAGCCAAGGAAGAAAAGUACACCGAACUGGCUAAGAAGGGUGUUCUCGACGAAGUGGAGCGUUUGUUCAUGGCUAAGGAGACCAAGAUUUUAGGUGGCGGAACCUCCGCAAAGAUGCGCAAGGACAAAAAGCAAAUCAUCUCCAACGAACUAUCAAAGACCUUCCAGGUUGCUCUGGCCAAACACUCACAGACCCCCGUGGACGAGUUAGUGCGUAUGAUUAUCCACUGUGACAAGGAAAUAUUAGAAAGCGAUGUCAUCAUGGAGUUCCUGCAGCGUGACGAUCUUUGUACCGUUCCGGAGAACACUUCCAAGCUCAUGGCACCGUACAGCAAAGAUUGGACAGUUGCAGAUGCGGCAACGUCUGAGAGAGAGCAAGAUAUCAAUGAGCUCACUCGUGAAGACCAAAUUUAUCUGCAGACAGCCUUUGAACUUAAUCAUUAUUGGAAAUCCAGGAUGCGCGCUCUGGCAUUAACGCGUAGUUACGAGGCCGACUACGAUCAUAUCACGUCCAAGAUACAGGAAGUAUCUAAAGUCUGCGAUUCUCUUCGUGAUUCAGUCUCGCUCAUGAAUGUCUUGGGUUUGAUUCUGGAUAUAGGUAACUUUAUGAACGACGCCAAUAAGCAAGCACAGGGCUUCAAACUGGGCUCUCUUGCACGCUUGGGGAUGGUCAAAGAUGAUAAAAAUGAGACGACAUUCGCAGAUCUGGUGGAGCGUAUCGUGCGCAUUCAAUAUCCAGAAUGGGAAGGAUUCCAAGAUGAAAUUGGUGGUGUGGCUAAGGUUCACAAACUCAAUAUCGACAAUCUUCGCCAAGAUGCCGUCAAGUAUAUCGGUACUAUUAAAAACGUGCAGAUGAGUCUUGACUCGGGCAACUUGAGCGACCCAAAGAAAUUCCAUCCGCAGGAUAGGGUUAGCCAAAUAGUCCAGCGGAGCAUGAAAGAAGCAAGGCGGAAGGCCGAGCAGAUGCAGAUCUUACUCGAUGACCUAGCAAAGACGUUUGACGACAUCAUGACAUUCUACGGUGAAGACAACACGGAUGAGAACUCGCGGCGUGACUUUUUCAGCAAACUUGCCUCUUUCUUACAAGAGUGGAAGAAAUCGAGGGAAAAGAAUAUCGCAUUGGAAGAGAACAGAAGACGAUUAGAGAACUCACUAGCCCGUAAACGGGUCAAUCCCGCAACAUUGGCUAAUGGCAGUGGCACCGACAGCCCCAUUUCGCCGACAUCAAGCGGUGCAAUGGACUCAUUAUUAGAGAAGCUACGUGCUGCAGCUCCUCAAGCUCGAGAUCAGCGUGAUAGACGUCGACGAGCACGGUUGAAAGAAAGACACCAAGUGAGAGUUGCCUCUGGACAACGAAUGCCCAAUCUCCACGGCAUGGGGGCAGAAGCCGAUGGAGAAGGAGAGGGCGAAUCAACAAUUGUCAGCAACGAUAGCGAGCAUCUCGCGCCACAUGAUGCCGGCGCCAAUGGCACGGAAUCACCCCAAGUAUCCGAGGGCGAAGACAUCGCCGAUCGAGCCGCCAAUCUCUUGCAAGGAUUACGGAGUAACACAGACACAGAUGAGGAGCGCGCUCGAAGGCGAAGGGAAAGCGCUGAAGAUGAACGACGAGCACGGAGAAUGCGCAUGAGGUCUCGCAAUACAGCCAGUGGCAGUAAAGAUAGUGCAGAUGGAUCUCUCCCAUCGGUGGUAGAGUCGCCUGUCCCUGAGCAUGAAGCCGACGAAACUGAAUCUACCACUACCACCAACACCACCACACCAGCCAUCGUAAUAUCCGAAUCAACAGUUGACCAAGCUGAGACGCAAGAGCAAACACCCGAUCCUACUAUCCCAGAAGAAGGAUCAUCACCUGACAGACCCGUUGAAAUCUCCGACUAA
Talaromyces atroroseus is the source of this 5421-nucleotide messenger RNA. Its product is annotated as Cytokinesis protein sepA. Gene Ontology annotation, cellular component: cell division site; mating projection tip. The transcript has 3 exons. Gene Ontology annotation, molecular function: small GTPase binding; actin binding. Gene Ontology annotation, biological process: mitotic actomyosin contractile ring assembly; actin filament bundle assembly; barbed-end actin filament capping. The coding region runs from base 1 to 5421 and encodes 1806 amino acids. NCBI's taxonomy places the organism in Eukaryota, Fungi, Ascomycota, Eurotiomycetes, Eurotiales, Trichocomaceae. The record is from RefSeq and is a predicted model, not a curated record.